This is a messenger RNA of Lizanozyma spartinae, 1431 nucleotides long. Its product is annotated as alpha-mannosyltransferase. The transcript has a single exon. Lineage: Eukaryota; Fungi; Ascomycota; Pichiomycetes; Serinales; Debaryomycetaceae. The record is from RefSeq and is a predicted model, not a curated record. The annotation marks the transcript as partial. Gene Ontology annotation, molecular function: alpha-1,2-mannosyltransferase activity. Gene Ontology annotation, biological process: mannan biosynthetic process. Gene Ontology annotation, cellular component: Golgi apparatus.
AGGGUGAAAGUCAUUGCUGCUGCCACAGCAUUCUUAUUUAUUGGAUUGGUAGGAAUACUUCAUUACAAUGACUACACUUUACCUCUUUCCUUAGUGGAUAGUAUGCAAUUCGAUACCAGUACUGAAGAUUCUUUAUUGCUAAAUGAUGUGCCUUUCUUUAAAGAUAAGCCUUCUUUUCAUUUACUAUGGUCGCGGGUAUUUGGUCUGAUGUAUGUCUAUGGACCUCGAUUUGAUAAUGUUGAUGAAGCUAUAAAGUAUACUGGGAAGAAGACUAAAGGUCAAUCAAAAAGCGAAUUACUUUCCAGGGCUGAUAUCUCGCCAUCAACCAUUGACGAGCUACAUAAUAAGCAUAAAGCAUUUGUGGAUGAUUUACUCCAAAUUAAACCAACAUAUGGUUACAAGAAAGGAACCACAGGUGUGGUGAUGAUUGGUGGUGGAAGGUAUUCCUGGCUAAGUUAUCUUUCACUUUUAUCCCUUCGAGAAACUGGGUGUACCUUACCAGUUGAGGUGAUUAUUCCAAAAUACUCCGACUAUGAAAAAGAGAUGGAAUUUUGCUAUACAAUUUUGCCUCACCACAAUGCAAAAUGUGUUGUGGUUCUGGAAGUGUUGGGACCUCUGGUGAUGAUGAAAAAUGAAUUUCACUCAUAUCAAUACAAGGGUUUGGCUCUCUUGGUGACGUCAUUCCAAAAUGUAUUAAUGUUAGAUUCUGAUAAUAUGAUGGUUCGAAAUCCUGAAUCUAUUUUUAGUUCUGAGCUAUUCAAAAAGUAUGGUCUUAUAACUUGGCCAGAUUAUUGGAAGAGAACAAUUUCUCCCGAGUUUUAUAAAAUUGCUCUGCUCAAGGUUGAUGAGAACAAACGCGUUAGAUUUCUGAGAUUCCCAUUAGCACUAGAUCAUAAUACCGAAACAGAAGCAAAUGUUAACCCUGAUGAAAUAGAAAAUAUUCCUUAUGCUGAAUUUGAUGGUGCUAUCCCCAAUUUAUCCACUGAAUCAGGCCAAUUAUUUGUUAAUAAAGAUAUCCAUUGGCAUACUAUUUUAUUGCUGAUGUAUUACAAUAUUCAUGGCCCAAAAUUAUACUAUCGAUUAUUUAGUUUAGGAGCUCAAGGAGAAGGUGACAAAGAAACAUUUACAGCGGCUGCUUCAGUAUUGGGUAAAAAAUACUACCAAGUUUAUACACCUGUUGCGACUUUGGGAUACAGCGAAGCAAAGGGUAAAUUUCAGGGUGUUGGAAUGAUUCAGAAGGAUCCAUUACAAGAUUACGAGGCUUUCCAAACCUAUAUUUCUGGUCCGAUAAAAUCUGGAGAAAUGGGGAAACUACUGAUUCCGGAGCAGAUAGAACAAUUGAAGGAGAUUGAAAAAAGCAUUUUGGAGAAAAGAGCGGUAGUCCUUGGACUUUGCAUUGCAAUUUCCCCAAGCUUGAUCCAAUUGAUUUAA